GCAAGGCCGGGCCAGUCAGUCGGCGGCCGCAGCGCGCGACGUGCGGCAUGGACCGGACCACGUAGGCCCUAAACACGACAACCUUCGAAUAAAAAAAAUACAAAAUUAAAAAAACUAAAAUGUCAUUCCGAAGAUUAAUAAGCGCGGUAAGAUCAGCGCGGGCGGCGCUGACGCGGGGCGCGCCGAUGACGGAUGGACUAUUGAAAUCUCUAGUGUCAGUGUUAGUUAUCUGUUGCAUCGCGGUGUCGUCUCCUCCGCAGGCGUCGGCCAAGCCCUUCGCCUUCAGCUUCCCGGCGGGCUGGUCGCUGGCGGGGCUGGUGGGCGGGCGGGGGGAGGGCGAGGCGCGGGGCGGCGCGGCGGGGGUGAAGCCCUACACGGGGCGGCGCGUGGCGAAUGACUCGCUGCGGAUGGUGUACCACCACGACCAGACCGUGGCCGUGGUGGAGCUGGGCCGCGGGAAGCUGCUGCUCAACUGCGAGCUCAUCGAGACCAUAGAUGAGGACGACACGCGUCGCCUGCUGCACCAGCUCAGCCGCAUCAACCGGCCGCUGCAGGUCUCCUUCCCGCAGAUGAUCAAGCUCAUGAUGCAGUGCCAGCAGGUAACACCCCCACGGAAGGUGGAGAGUUCAGACGGCGAGGCUGAAACACCCCCCGAGCCGGUGAACUGGCUGGGGGCCGCCGGGGGCGCGGGGGGCGCGGCGCGGGCGCGGCUGGACGCGGGGGGCGCGCACGCCGGCCUGCUGGGGGGCAGCCCGCUGACUCUGCUGCAGGGGAUCAUACCUGGCACAAAGUGGUGCGGCACGGGCGACAUCGCGGCCAACUACCACGACCUGGGCGCGGCGCGGCGCCUGGACCGCUGCUGCCGCACGCACGACCUGUGCCCCACCAAGGUGCGCGCCUUCUCCCACCGCUACAACCUGACGAACAACUCGCUCUACAGCAAGUCCCACUGCAAGUGUGAUGAUAUGCUCUUCGACUGCCUCAAGGCCACCAACACCUCCGCCGCGCACCUCAUGGGACACAUCUACUUCAAUAUCGUCCAAGUGCCGUGUCUGGACGACGCACCCAGCGGACGAAAAUUCCGAGACGCUAAACAAGGCUUUUAGUGACAUCUAGCGGAGAGUAGCUCAAUUAAUAAAUAGCGCCAUCUAGUGGGUGAAAAGGGAAUGAAUGUAAUGUGUAAAGUGCAUUUAUAAAGCUAGGUUAAAAUAUUUUUUUAUGUAAAUAUCUUUCUAACAUCAGCGUUCACUGAUUUAAACUGUAAAUAAAUUAAAAUGAACUGUGAUAAGCCUGUGCCUUUUGUCGUAGACAAGAUUGAGACACAAUAAAUCGAUGGCGCUAUAGUAAAUUAUGAUAUGUGGAAAGUGGAAAUAUGUAUUAUGUAUGGAUAUCAUGGUUACAAGUACCUACCUGCCUAGGCCUAAGUAUUGUAGGUAGGUUUCUGUCUCGUCUGUUUUCCGUCUAUUAAUAAUGUACCUAUCUACUGUUAUUCUAUGCUAUCUACCUAUAUUUUUCAUUUGACUUCUUGUGCUGUAGUUUUAAGCUAACGUAGGUAGGUAGACAUACGCAAAGAUCAUAAUUGAAUUAGAUAAUACUCGUAUUUAUUUGGAUAGUAUUGAAACCAGUUAGUAUUACCUCUAAGUAUAUAUUUUUAUAUUCUUAUCAGUGUGAUAUGUAAUGAAUUGCUAUGUGUUACCUUACGAAUGUUCUCUCGAAGAUAUUAAGUACCUAUUUAUUUUAUUAACCUAGUUGUGGUGACAUUUGUUUUAACGGAUUAAAUUACAGAUAUUUAUAAAAAUCGU
Messenger RNA from Plutella xylostella (diamondback moth), 1802 nucleotides. RefSeq lists its product as uncharacterized. The record is from RefSeq and is a predicted model, not a curated record. Gene Ontology annotation, molecular function: A2-type glycerophospholipase activity. Lineage: Eukaryota; Metazoa; Arthropoda; Insecta; Lepidoptera; Plutellidae. Gene Ontology annotation, biological process: arachidonate secretion; phospholipid metabolic process.